This is a messenger RNA of Struthio camelus australis, 2423 nucleotides long. RefSeq names its product doublecortin domain containing 2B (gene DCDC2B). Lineage: Eukaryota; Metazoa; Chordata; Aves; Struthioniformes; Struthionidae. Gene Ontology annotation, biological process: intracellular signal transduction. Gene Ontology annotation, cellular component: microtubule organizing center; microtubule. The record is from RefSeq and is a predicted model, not a curated record.
AUGAAUAUGGAGAUGAGCUCCCGAGGAUUAGCUCUGGCACCUCCAGCCAAGAAUGUGGUGGUGUAUCGCAAUGGGGACCCCUUCUUCCACGGGAGAAAGAUUGUGGUGAACCAGCGGCAGUUCCUGACCUUUGAGACAUUUCUGAAUGAGGUGACCAAGAGCAUCUGUGCACCCUUGGCUGUGAGGAAUCUCUACACGCCCAGGCAGGGCCACCGUGUCGCUGAGCUGGGGGACCUGCAGGAUGGGUGCCAGUAUGUGGCUGCGGGCUUUGAAAGGUUCAAAAGGCUCAACUAUUUAAAUCGUGGAAUGAAGCAACUCAGUGAGACAAGGAACAGCAAUGGCAUGCAGCCCCACACCAUAUUGCCCUGGAAGCAGAACAUCUCGACGCGAUGGCAGAAGCACACCCACCUGCCCUGCACGAUACAUGUUUUCCGGAAUGGGGAUUUGCUAAGCCCUCCUUUCCGACUGCUGCUCUCCAGGGGCACCCCGCUGCAGUGGGACACGCUCCUGACCACGCUAACAGAGAAAGCCAACCUGCGCAGUGGAGCUGUUCACAAGCUCUGCAGGCUGGAUGGAACACAGGUGUCUGGUGGGGAGGAGCUGGUGAAUGGUGGUUACUAUGUGGCAGUGGGAGCUGAGAAAUACAAAAACCUGCCCUACUUUGAGCUGUUGGUGCCCCAGGCUUCGGCGUACAGGACACUAUGGAACCACCCAAAUAGCAGGCGCAAAAACUACAGCGAAAGGCUAGACAAUCGCAGGGUGCAGACCACAGGAGCCACAGAGAAAGACAAGAUCCCAGUUGCUUCUCCACCACUGCACAAGCAAGCCAGGAAAUCUUACCUCCAAGAGGAAGAGUCUCUUUUCCAUGCUAAACCUGUCCGUGCAGGACAAAACAGGAGGAGUAACACGAAUGUGCAGCACUGGCCUGAUCAAGAAGGAAGUGUUUAUAAAGCCAAAGAUCCCAGGAAGGAGAUGCGAGGUGCACACGAAGUAAAAGAGGAUGAACACACAAAGGUGGAGGUACCCAUUGAUCAGAGAGUUGCAGAGACUGUGGAAGAGGAAUUUAUACAAAAAGCCAAAAUGAGAAACCACAACAAGGUGUGGAGUACAGACAAAUUGCAGAAGACCGUGGCAAUGCAAAGGUAUGCCAGCGACUCUGAGGAUGAAAAGCACUGAAGGAUGUCUUUCCUUAGCAGCAAGGAACUCUGAAGACUUCACAAAGGGACUGUGAUGGGAGAAAGACAGCUAGGUAGCUUGCUAUCUAGAUAACAAAAGCACGUGAUUCUCAGAUACAUGUAACAGCAAAGACUGGCCACAGUUUCUGAUGUAUUAUCUUCUAAGAUCGAACACCAUAAUUGUCUGUGCUUGAGAGGGAAACUACCAGUGAACUGGAAUCUGAUGCACAAUUUUGUUAAAUAAUGUAGUACUCCUCCUUUCCUCAUCUCUACAGUAUGACGAUUUGGCAGAGGAGACGGCCGGUUUUCUGAACUCCAAUUAAGAAACUGGUUUGUAUCUGAAUGUGGGGAGGAAGAAUUACCAAAUAGCAUUUACUCCUUUAUAAUAAAAUAUCUGCCAGAAAAUUUGUUGUGUCAGGAACUUCUUUUAAAAAUAUUUCAUAGCAUCAUUGUCCCUCUAAUUUGGAGUGCUUGGAUAAUGUUUGCAGCAAUCAAAUCUGCUCCCAGAUUUGGUAGAUUUGUUUUCCUGAAUUAGGCAGAUGUUCUUAAAAGUCAUAGUAAUAAAUGGCUAUUGUCUCAACACUCUUUGUGCAAGACUUUCUGUAUCCUUCCCUAGAGUUCAUGAUUAAUUACAAGGGUAAUGAAGAUGUUCCUUCAGGGAUCUGUUUAGUAUUUUGGACUGAUUUUUUCACUGAAAAGAAAGACGCUUCCUCUUGUAGCAGCAAACUGCACUGUUAUUAUUUUACAGAUCAAAGUCCAGUGGAGAAGAGCCAUAUGGUACACCUCUGGGCUGUGCAGCAUGACCUGGAUACAAUGAAGGAAGCCACUUUCAUAGGCAUGAAAGAGGAGACUUCCUAACUGACUCCUUCUACAAAAAAUCAGCUAGGUCAUAAUUAAGGCAAAGUCAUUGUCAAAGGAGAGUCUCUGAAGGACUUUUAAACAAUUUAUUAUGCUUCCAGUGCUAAACAAGACAAUUCAGUCAUCCCUGCCUUGAAAUGCUCACAGAAAACAUUCCUUAACCCAGGACAUCACAUAGGAUGUCCUUGAAAAAUGCCUUGUUCCGCCAUGGCGCUAAGGGAAUACAAUGCAUGUUUUUAGAUGUGUGUGUCAAAAAUGCAGCUUCCUAGAUGCAACUGAGCCUAAUGGUCUGCUGCUGAGCUGGAAGCUCCCCUCUUCACACAUGGAGAUUACCUUGGAAUAGGUUUUCUUCCUGAUGUAUCUCACGGCGUCUUGUUUAUGAACCAGCUA